AUGGCGCGAACCUACAACGGAACGAACUCCAGCCAGCCGGCCCUUUUCAGCGUCAAUCCGUCCGCGCCGCCGCUGCCGGCCAUCGACUACAUCCUUUACUUCUCCAUCAUCCAAAGCAUCAACAUCGUCAUGAUGGCGCCGUCGAUCGCCUUUUUCGUCUGCAUCAACGUCAUCAUCUUCGGCGAGGCGAGCCUCCGCGAGAACUCCCGCUACGUCCUCUUCUCCAACCUGCUCACGUGUGACACGUGCUUCCUCGCCUCGUCCGUCAUCAUCACGACGCUCAUCUGGCAGCGUCACCGGUACAGCCUCGCCGCCUGCUACACCUACGUCGUCGUGAGCGGCACGCUCAACCACUGCGGCGUCCUCUGCGUCACCCUCAUGUCCUUCGAGCGCUACGUCGCCGUGUGCCACCCGCUGCACCACGCCACGUGGUUCAACCGCCGCGCCACCGCCAUGUCGCUCGCCGCCAUCUGGGCGCUCGCCUCCGUGUGCCAGGUGGCACGCGGCAUCGUCGUGCUGGCGGGCGUCGCCGGUGGCAGCGCAGUCGAGCCGCCCCUCAACGUCACGUCGGCGUGCUCGACGUACGUCAUCGACGCCGCGAUGCCGAACUCCGACGCGCUCGUCGCCCUCCGCGAGCUGCCCAACGCCGUCUUCUUCACGGCGUGCGCCCUCACGCAGACGUUCGCCUACGUCCGGAUCGUGGCGGCGGCGAGGAGGGCGGCGGCGACCGCCUCCGACUCCGCGUCGAACGCGCGUCGCGCCACGAACACGGUGGUGCUGCACGCGGUGCAGCUCUUCCUCUACCUGUGCGCGCUCUCCAACACCCUGUUGCUCAUGCUCUUCACCCUCGUGACAUCCGACGUGCGCGUCAUCGCCGUCCUCAGGCUCAGCGCCUACCUGGUCAUCUUCUUCGGCUCGAGGUUCGUGGCGCCGCUUGUCUACGGCCUGCGGGACAAGGAGCUGCGGCGGCACUUCAGGAAGAGGGUCGCGUGCCGCUACUUUGCCGCGUCCAGCGGCAAAGUGGACGUGGCUUCGAACUGAGGGCAGUUGGCGCAAGGGAAAUGGAACAGGGGGCGGUGUUGUUCUCAGCGUUGCGUUUGUCGCUGCUGUGUGCGCAGAGGUGUGUCCACGGUUGACGUACGCCGGACGCGGCGAACAUCUUCCGUUACUUUUAGUCGCGCGGUGGUAUGGUAUGGGAUGUACGUGCGGUGGCAUGGUGUGGUAUGCUAUGUAGAUACGUGCAGUGGUAUGGUAUGGGACGUACGUGCGGUGGUUUGGUAUCGUACGCACGUACGUGCUGUGGUAUGGUGUGGUAUGGUACGUACAACUUAUUUCGCGCACCGUAAAUAACCGACUGUGCUCUCCCUGGAACCUGGUUUCGCUUCAAGUCGUUUCACGUAAAGUCGCACUUUAAUCACCACGUUAUCACCGAGGAGUGAGUGUGGUCAACGUCUUCUAGCCACCGUGGCGCCCCCAUGUGUAUGUAUUUGUACGUAUGUUGAACGUCUUUCUCACCAUACGUAGCCAACCGUGCUUAACGGAGCUGCCGUGGGAAGGACAACAAACUAAACACAACAACAAACAGUUCUAAAUGAUGACUUUGUCAAUCUAGAUGAUGAUGAUUUAAAAGUGGCGUAGCUCCCAGUGGCUUCCUAAUAUCGGAAGGAAGAGCGUUCCAGACGGCCACAGAAGCGGCAUCUGGAAGCGCCGCGCGAUGCGGUGACCAUCUUUGUUCGAUGGCCAGCCAAAAGUGUAGUGUAUAACGUAGU
Molecule: messenger RNA, 1769 nt
Organism: Lethenteron reissneri (Far Eastern brook lamprey)
Lineage: Eukaryota; Metazoa; Chordata; Hyperoartia; Petromyzontiformes; Petromyzontidae
Product: odorant receptor 131-2-like
Biological process (GO): G protein-coupled receptor signaling pathway; detection of chemical stimulus involved in sensory perception of smell
Cellular component (GO): membrane
Molecular function (GO): olfactory receptor activity; G protein-coupled receptor activity; odorant binding
Source: RefSeq, a predicted model, not a curated record